Fusarium subglutinans is the source of this 591-nucleotide messenger RNA. RefSeq lists its product as uncharacterized. The record is from RefSeq and is a predicted model, not a curated record. Lineage: Eukaryota; Fungi; Ascomycota; Sordariomycetes; Hypocreales; Nectriaceae. Bases 1 to 591 code for a protein of 196 amino acids. The transcript has a single exon.
AUGCCUACUCAGCACAACUACCUCGAGGAGGAUGACGACUUCUCGGAGUUCUACAACAACCCUCUCUACAAACGCCUCUCUGAGGUGACCCCCCAUGAGCGAAAGUAUGCUUGCCCACCUCCUCCCCUUCCUAACCCUCGUCGGGACAAUGGCCCUAGAGUUGUCGCCCGAAAGCACUCUCCUCGCCCGCACUCUUCUCACCAGCCCUCCCCUCGCCAGCCCUCCCCUCGCCAACCCUCCCCUCGCCAGCCCUCCCCUCAUCCCCUCUCCGCACGUGCGAGGGAUGCCGCUGCUGUAAAGGCUUCCAUCCGAAGACACUCCAUCGUAAAGCCUCGACAGGCCCCAAACAAGGAGGAUGCCCCCGAGCCAGAGGGUGCCCAUGCGCCAGCCUUCAACCCGCUCGCCGACCGCAACUUCCAGCAAAACGUCGCCCGUGUCCUCGGCCCCGAGCACGUUAAUAAGUACGAAAGCUGCGCCGACAUGGCGGAGAAGGCCAAAGAGGAGCUCGAGGACAAGCCUGAGGGAGCUCACCGACUCGGACGUCCCUGGACCAAGGAGGAGUUUGACAAGGCUGCGAGAUUGACGGAGUAG